GGAUACUUGAACAAGACAGACAUAAAUCAUGCUCUCACAAAGCUUAGAAUCUCAGAAGAGAGGGUAUGUGUGUGCAGGAGUGCGAAGUUCUGGGACACCAAGAAACUUAACGCAGCUGCAAAUGGCUACAACAAAUAGGUCAUCUGUGGAAGGAAAGCAGAGCAGCCUCACACCUCCUGUGGAAGCUAACACUUCUCAGUCUGUAAUUGUGGCUACAAAGGCUGUGCUCACUUGCCGUCCUGUCGGCUUAACCAAUGUGCUGAUAAUAAGGUGGGAAAUAAACCUCAGAGACAAGCCUUCCUGCAUUAGAGCCUACAGGAGAGAUAAGAAUGAGACCAGUGAAAGAAACUGUACCGACGAGAGAAUAUCCUGGGAGUCCAGACCCGAUCAGAAUCCUGCCCUUCAGAUUGAUCCCGUGGCCACCACUCAUGAUGGAUAUUACAGGUGUGAAGUGGCCUCACGUGAUGGGAAUUUUGGUUUUGGAUAUCACCUCCAAGUGUUAGUGCCCCCUGAGGUGACCCUGUUUCGAGGCAGCAAUGGAACCCUGGUGUGCAGGGCUGCAGGGAAGCCAGCUGCACAGAUCUCCUGGACCCCAGGGGGAGACUGUCACACUGCGGAACAACAGUUGGGCAAUGGCACAGUGACCGUCCUGAGUACAUGCCACUGGGAGGAUCGCCAGGUGUCUAACGUGUCCUGCUCUGUCUCCCAUGUGACUGGCAACAAGACUCUGUCCUUAGAGCUGAAUCCAGGUGACCAAUCACCACUGAAAUUAACUAUUUUAUCUAUCACCUCCUCUAUUUUGAUUACCUUGAUCAUUGUGGGAUUCAUUGUGGGAUCCAUUUUGAAAAUCGAUUGCUGCAGAAAAUGCAAAUUAAAAAAAAUGGAAGCUACUUCAGUUGUUGAGGAGGAGGAAAUGCAGCCUUAUGCCAGCUACACAGAGAAGAACAAUCCACUCUAUGAUACUGUGAGCAUGAAGAGGUUUCAGGUUUUACAAAGUGAAGUUGAUGGGCUGUGUCUCCAUACUUCAUAAGUUAUUGGAAUCUAGCAACAGAACAAAUGAAUAAAGAUACAGCAGGACUACUAUUUUGAUUUUCUUAGAGUUCUAGUAUGGAAAACCUAUUUUGGAAUUAGCUUUUCAAGGAUUCUGAGAAGAUAGAGAUUUUUAAAAGGUUUUCAUACAUAUCCUUAUAUAUUAAAAUUUUAGAAUGUUAGCUGCUAUUAGGUAGUUCUCUGAAGAACUGAUAUUAUUACAAAGAAAGCAAAUGCUAUGAUAAAAUAUUCAAAUUGUUUAGUAUAGUAGAUAAUGAAAACUGAAUUUCUUCAAGAAAGAACUCUGCAGAAGGAAGAAUCAACAUAUUUUAUGUAUUCUUCCAGAAAAUUUUAUGUAUAUAUAUCUGUACACCAAGGUAUGGGUGUGCAUUCAUAAUAAGUCUAUUUACAUAUAUAAACACAUAUCCUUGUGAAGACACAAAUGGGAACAUAUCAUGAUGCUCUUCUGCACUUAUAGAAAGCUAAUAAUAUGAUAGGUCUUGAAGAUCUUUUAUAUCAAUACAAGCAGAGCUACCUCAUUCUUUUUAAUGAUUAUAAAAUUCCAUUGUAUGGUUAUGUCAUAAUUUAAUUAACUACAGUCCUAGUGGUAGACAUUUAGAUUGUUUUAAGUUUUAUUUGUUUGUUUUGGUAUUAUAAACAAUACCACAUAGAAUGUUUCUUGUGGAUAGAUCUCUUUAUAUUUGUUUAAGUAUAUUUAUAGAAUAAUUUCCCUGAGUGGAAUUUCAGGUCAAAAGGGUUUGUGCAUUUUUUAUUGAUUGAUAUGUCCAAUUGUAUCAAUUGACAUUCCCUUCAACCAUGUUUGAAUGUGCCUUUCCAUAUACUGUUAUUUUAAUAUCUGCAAGAUUCCCACCUCUUGUUUUUAAUCAACCAGUUAACUAAUGUGAUGUAAGAUUAUAA
Messenger RNA from Leptonychotes weddellii (Weddell seal), 1947 nucleotides. Lineage: Eukaryota; Metazoa; Chordata; Mammalia; Carnivora; Phocidae. The record is from RefSeq and is a predicted model, not a curated record.